GCAGGAAGUGUCUCCCUGGGCAGGGCGGAGGGAAAGCGGGACAAGGAGGCUCCAGCCUUGGCACAAAUCCCAGGCAGCCCUCCCGAGUGCCCUGCACUGACCCUGGCUGCUCCAGCUUCCUGUGGGAGGAGGUGGUUUGUUCCCUGGGGAGCUCUGUCUGCCCGCAGGGGAAGUUUUAGAGGGAGCUGUUUUGGGAUGAGGGCCUGCUCCUGGUGUGGGGGUGCUUUGGGGUGCUGGCAGUGAUUGUGGUGCCUCCCCAGCAGCCAUGGAGUACGUCAGCACACGGGGAGGCACGAGGGCCGUGGACUUUGAGGGAGCCCUUUUCUCUGGCUAUGCACCCGAUGGGGGUCUCUUCAUGCCCCAGCGCAUGCCCUCGCUGGGCAGGGACACCCUGCAAAGGUGGAGCAGCCUCUCCUACCCUGAGCUGGUGAAGGAGCUGUGCUCCCUCUUCAUCCCGGCCACACUGGUCCCACGGAACGCACUCGAUGAGCUGAUCGACAGGGCCUUCAGCAGAUUCAGACACAAGAGUGUUGUGCAUCUAUCCAGGCUGAAAGAUGGGCUGAACAUUUUGGAGCUCUGGCAUGGUGUUACAUAUGCAUUUAAGGACCUGUCCUUGUCGUGCACAGGACAGUUUUUACAGUAUUUCUUGGAGAAAAAGCAGAAGCAUGUCAAUAUUCUGGUGGGGACUUCAGGGGACACGGGGAGCUCGGCCAUCGAGAGUGUGAGAGGGCAGAAGAACGUGGACAUCUUUGUUCUGCUGCCCAAGGGGCUCUGCACCCAGAUACAGGAACUUCAGAUGACCACUGUCAUUGAAGACAACGUCCACGUCUUUGCUGCUCAUGGGAACAGCGAUGAAAUCGAUGAGCCCAUCAAGGAACUGUUUGCUGAUGUCGAUUUUGCUGGAAAAUACAACCUGAUGAGCUUGAAUUCUGUCAAUUGGUCCAGGAUUAUGGUGCAGAUUGCUCACUACUUCUAUGCUUACUUUCAAUGCACCCCAUGCCUGGAUACCAGCCCACUGCCAAUGGUGGAAAUUGUUGUGCCAACAGGAGGAGGAGGAAAUAUCACGGCUGGCUGUAUUGCCCAAAAAAUGGGUCUCCCAAUUCGGCUUGUUACAGUGGUGAACAGCAAUGACAUCAUUCAUAGGACUGUUCAAAAUGGAGAUUUCUCACUUGCAGAGAGUGUGAAGGCUACAUUAGCAUCAGCCAUGGAUAUCCAGGAGCCUUACAAUGUGGAGAGGAUCCUCUGGCUGCUCUCAGGCUCUGACAGCCGCCUGAUAAAAACUCUGAUGGAGCAAUUCAACAUCUCAAAAAGGCUGAAGCUGCCAGAGGAUUUGCACAAAAAGCUCUCUGAGACCCUGGCAUCGUGCUCGGCCUCUGACCAGGACAUUGUGGGAGCCAUGAGGCGCUGCUGGGAGGAGAACCAGUACCUGCUGUGCCCCCACUCUGCCGUGGCUGCUCACUACCACUACUCACAGCCACACAGCAUCCCCCGGUGUUGCUUGGCUCCAGCCUCUGCAGCCAAAUUUCAGGAUGCCCUUCUCCGAGCUGGCCUGGUUCCCCAGAUCCCCCCUGAAAUCACUGCCCUGACAGCAAUGGAGACCAGGUCCAGUCCCCUGGAGCGGGGACAGGACUGGGCACAGGUGCUCCGGGGCCAGAUUGAAGCUGUGACACAGCAGUGGGAGGCACAGGUGGGUCAGUCUGCACCCCAGGGCAGGGGGGGAUCACUGGGCAGGUAGUCACACAGACCUGACGACUGGCCACAGCCGGACAAUGCACCCCAGGACUCAUUCUCCACUCCCAGAAAAGCCCUGUCUUAAGCUGGGAGUGUCCAUGCAAUCAUUUAUUAGCAAGAAUGUACUUCCUUGUUGAAUUACUUGGACUAUAUCAUAACAUUUUCAGUAAAGGGCACUUUAACUGUACCCUCUUUUUCC
Ficedula albicollis (Collared flycatcher) is the source of this 1930-nucleotide messenger RNA. RefSeq names its product threonine synthase like 2 (gene THNSL2). The coding region runs from base 266 to 1735 and encodes 489 amino acids. NCBI's taxonomy places the organism in Eukaryota, Metazoa, Chordata, Aves, Passeriformes, Muscicapidae. The transcript is spliced from 8 exons. Gene Ontology annotation, biological process: 2-oxobutyrate biosynthetic process; dephosphorylation. Gene Ontology annotation, molecular function: pyridoxal phosphate binding. The record is from RefSeq and is a predicted model, not a curated record.